AGAGAGAGAGAGAGAGCCAUCAAUGUGGUGCAGGAGAGGGAAGAGGAAAUUGAAUCAUUUUAACUCCUGCUAUUUUGAAACUUUAGUCUCUGUGUGCUUCUGUUUUAGAAAAAAACAGUUAAAUCCUCGCCUGAGAUCCCUAGACCAACCCUACUCCCAAAAAAGAUUUCACUUUCUUUCUUCUUGAACUACUGUUGUGGGACAUCUUCCAUCUCAGGAGAACUUUGAAAGAAAAAGACUUUCCAUACCUUUCUUCUCCUGGCAGAAAAAUAAUCUAAAGAAAUGGUUCACCAGUUCUACUCCUAAUGACCUACUUCAUGGAUGAUCUAAUGGCCUUUAUUUGGAUAUCAAUAUUACUGACCUCAGUAUAUUGCCUGACAGAGGAACAAGAGGAUCUUGCAGCCAAAGUAUCAGAACUAUCAGUCACGAUCUCAAAAAAAGAUCCAAAGAGAGUGGAGUUAAUCUGGGACAACAGUGACAAUAUCACAACACCCACAAGUGUAAUGCAAACACCCUAUUCACCAGUGAUGGACAUGGACUAUAUCAAGAAAGUCUGCUGUCACUUUUCUAAUUGUAAUUUAAAUCAUGGAGGAGAAGAUACAGCUGCAAAAAACUUCUCCUGUAUUGUUUACAAUAUUUAUUUCAUGAAUUGCACUUGGACAGUAGGCAAAGCAGCUCCAAAUCAUGUCCAGUAUUACCUUUAUUCACAGAAUGCCAAAAAAAAACAAGAAAGUGAAUGUACAAAUUACAUAAAAGAUUCCCAGAAGAGGCAUGUGGGAUGUCACUUUGAUGAACUUGAUAGAUUUGGAGGCAAGGCUUAUUUCCUUGUAACUGGUAGCAGCAAAAGAAUAAAGAUCAAAAAUUUUUGUUCUGAGAAAAUUUCACUAUUUUCAAUAGAAAAAUAUAAUGCACCAUCUAAUAUCACUGUGAACUGCUCAAAGUCAAAUUGUCUUAUACAAUGGCAGAAACCAAAAACAAGAAUUGAAAUUGGUGACACUGAAUUUAGAUACAUGCUUUGCAUACAAAAACUAGGCUCUCAGUACACUAACGAUACCGAGAUUGAGCUACCAGGAUCUACAAAAAAUGAAUAUGUCUUCACAAAUUUUGACAUGGAAAAAAAUUAUAUCUUGAAAAUAAGAGCAAGACAUCGAAGAGCAAGUUGGGGUUAUUGGAGUAAACCUAUAGAAUUUGGAAGUUCUGAAGAACAAAAAAGAAGUCCUAUAUAUAAUUAUAUAUUGAUGGUAUUUGGGACAGUUGUCUUUGUAUUAAUUAUCAUAUUUCUCUUUAAAAGAUACCAUAUAAUGCAAAAAUUAUUCCCCCCAAUUCCUCAGAUUAAAGACAAAGUGAACAUCUGUGAUCACCUGAAUAGACAGAUCAUCUGGGAAGAAUUUAAAUAUUAUCCAGAAAAAUGUGAAGAAAUAAUGACUAUAGAUGUAAUGGGAUGAUGUCAAAUGGUCAGAGGAAUAUGUGAAUUUCUCCAGUAUUAUUACCUAUUGGAGUUUAAAGAAAUUUUUUUUUUACAUUUUAUUCCUCUCUGAUGAGAGGUGAUUUAGCAUAUUGAAGAAUAAGCUUCAAAACCAAGAACCUAUCCCUCCUCCAAAUGGUCUUAUUUCUGUUAAGGGCUCCACUACCCUUCCCAUCACCUGUGUUUGCAUGCUUGGAAUCAUCACUGACUUUUUCCUUUUGUAUCACCACAUAUCUCACCCCAUCUCCAAUCAAUGCCAUAUUUUGUCAAUUCUACUUCCACAACUUUUGAUUCUGUCCCUUUCUCUCCUGAUUUCUGUCUUUUCCCCAACCAAUCCAUCUUACAUACAGUUUUAAAAUUAAUAUGCCUCAUCUGACAGUAUAAAUGCUACUAAGCCAAGGACUGCUGUACCCAAUUCCCCUCCAUUAAUGAGCUCCUGAUUGAACCCAUGAACACAGUUCUGACUUAGUUCAGUCCUAGAACAUUCUAGCCUCUAGUGAAAGAGGAUCAGACUCCUUUUCUCUCUUUUUAGCAGUUUAUAUUCCUACCCUGACCUAGGUAGUACAUAGAUAGAGGGUCAGCCCUGGAGUCAGGAGGACCUGAGUUUGAACCCAGACUCAGAAAUUUACUGGCUGUGUAAUCCUGGGCAACUCACUUAACCCAAUUAGCUUCAAUUCCUCAUUUGUAAAAAUGAGUUAGAGAAGGAACUGGUAGACCACUCUAGAAUCUUUGCCAAGAAAACCCCUAAUGUGAGCAUUGAGUGGAACAAGACUGAACAGACUCAACAACAACACUCCUACCCUAACAUCUUAGGGGAAAGUUUAAAUUUUGGUUAUUUCAGGACUUCCCCAAAGCAAAAGUGGAAAGGUACCCAAUAUUAACUGUAAUUCAGAUAGGAGAGGAAGCCUGGGAUAGUUACUAGACCUGGGGUUUCAUUGGUGUAGUAAAUUCCCCAGUAUUGAAAUUACCUCUAACAAUGCAGGCCAUCACUUUUUUAGCAAUUUAUAGGAUUAGAGAAUUACUUAGAACUCUGAGAAAUUAAGUGACUAGUCUGGGGUCAUAUAACCAGCAUAUGUCAAAGGCAGAACUUUAAUUUAGGACUUCCUACUCUAUUCACUAUGUCAAUAUUUCUUUACUAUACAAAAAGUAAAUACUUAGCAUAAAUAUUAACAUAAAAGCCUCAUAAGAAGGGAGGGUUCAUUUACAGAAAACUUAAAUCCAACAAUCAGUACUAGUAGUUACUGAAAUACUCUACCUAGUAAAUUGAGACAAUUAAACCAUCAAAACAUAAAACAUUUGCUAGAACUGCUGAAUACCCAUUUUGCAUUUCACCUCAUCUCUGCACCAUCCUUCAUCUUAUGACCAGAUGUCAUUUCUCCUGUAAGAACAUCACAGUAGUUAGUAGGAACUCCUUCCCAAAUCCAUCUGGCACUCUCUGGAGACCCAGAACCUCCAGACCUCUGGAAUUCACAAGGUAACCUUUAAGCCUGAAGUUGUACGCCUUAUGGUCCAUGUUUGAUCACUUUGGAUCAGCCAAAUAAACCCAAAAUUGAG
Messenger RNA from Sarcophilus harrisii (Tasmanian devil), 3019 nucleotides. RefSeq names its product colony stimulating factor 2 receptor subunit alpha (gene CSF2RA). The record is from RefSeq and is a predicted model, not a curated record. The coding region runs from base 306 to 1445 and encodes 379 amino acids. Gene Ontology annotation, molecular function: cytokine receptor activity; protein binding. Gene Ontology annotation, biological process: immunoglobulin mediated immune response; cytokine-mediated signaling pathway. Lineage: Eukaryota; Metazoa; Chordata; Mammalia; Dasyuromorphia; Dasyuridae. Gene Ontology annotation, cellular component: external side of plasma membrane. The transcript is spliced from 12 exons.